AUGAGUCAUAGAAUAUCGUCUCUAAACAAGAUAAAUUCCUCUCUGACUAAUUAUCAUUCUAUUGUGACAAAUGAUAACGAGAAUAAAGAAAGUACUAUUAUUCUCUGGUUUGAUUCCAGUAUAAACUCUUAUACAUAUAUAGAACAAACAAAUAAUUAUCUAGAAGAAAUUGACAUUUAUGUUGUCUUUCUUACUGAACUUGAACAAUGUCUCAAUUUCAUUCGAUCCAUUGAUCAAGAAAAAAUAUUUUUAGUUACUUCUGGUUUUAGUGCUACUCAAAUUUUACCACAUAUUGCUAAAUGUCGUCAAAUCGAUGUCAUUUUCAUAAUUUCUACAGAAAAAUCAAAAUAUGAACAUUUAACAUCUGUUUAUUCGAAAAUUCUUGGCAUUUAUACAAAUUUCGAUAUCUUAUAUGCAUCUAUUCGUGAAGAAAUUGAUUUUGUUAAUAAACAAUUACUAACAUUUAGUUUAUUUAAUCCACAUCAGAUAUUAUCAGAAUAUAUAUCGAAAGAAUCAACCGAAUUUCUUUGGUUUCAACUUUUUAGUCAUGUUCUUUUUCGUCUAUCACAUUAUCAACAAACGAAAAACCAAAUGAUUAAUAUGUGCCAACAAUAUUACUAUGAUAAUGUGAGAGAACAAAGAUUAAUCGAUGAAUUUGAACAAGAAUAUCGUUCAGAAGAAGCUAUUUCUUGGUAUUUAAAACAAUCAUUUAUUUCUAAACUGAUGGCGAAAGCAUUCAGAACUAAAAAUAUUGAUCAAUUACAUAUGAUUCGUUUUUUUAUUGGUGAUCUAACAGAAAACAUCGCACAUGAACAUCAAAAAAUUCUAUUAUCAAAUGAACAAAUGCUGACCGUUUAUCGUGGAGCAAAACUAACAAAAAAAGAUUUGAAGAAAUUACGAAAAAAUGAAGGUACAAUCAUCUCUAUAAACGACUAUUUGUCUGCUAGUCGACAUCGUUCAUCAGCUUUUGAUGUAGCUAUGAAACCAACCAAACGAACUAAUGUAGUAUCAGUAGUCUUCGAAAUCGAAUGUAAUAUUCGAGAACUUGGUGAAAAUAUCAUCUUUGCCGAUAUCACUCAAUACACUGGAUAUUCUGAUAGGCAAGAAGUAUUAUUCGAUAUAAAAACUACUUUUCGAUUGAAAAAUAUUCAACGUCUUGCUCAAAUAUGGUUAGUAAAACUAGAUGCAUCGAAUGAUGGACAAGAAAUUGUUACAAAUUACCUUGAAGAAAAAUAUAUUAAAACUGAAGAAAAAAGUAUGUGUAUUGUUUUUGGACGUUUAAUGUGCAAUUUGGGUCAAUACUAUCAAGCACAAAAGUAUUUUGAACAAUUAUUAAGAGAUCCUAAUGGAGAAGAUCUCGCUUGGAUUGAAUUUAAUCUUGGUCGAAUUCUUGAUUUUAAAAAUGAAUGCAAAAUGGCACAAAAAUAUUAUAAUCGUGCAUAUAAUCGAAUAAUGAAUGCUAAGCCAUCACGUUGGAAAGAUGCUGUGUAUAUGCUUAACAACCUUGGUAUUAUUUUAUAUAAUCAAAGAAAAAAUGAUAAAGCUCUUGAUCAUUAUCAACGAGCGUUAAAAAUACAACAGAAGUUUAAUUCUUUUAAUAGUGUCGAUCAUACUCAAAUUCUUAGUAAUAUUGCUUUUAUUCUAAACAUGCAAGGAAACACUAACGAUGCUCUUAACUAUUAUAAACGAGCAUUAAAAAUAUUAAAAAAAUAUCAUUCUUCUAAUAAAAUCGAUAUUGCUCGCAAUCUAAACAAUAUUGGUAAUAUUCUAUAUCAAAAUGGAAAUUAUAAUGAAGCCGCUAAUCAUUACCAGCAAGCACUGAAAAUACAACAAAACAUAUGUCCUAAUGGUCACAACAAUAAUGCUCAUAUUCUUAACAAUCUUGCUCUUGUCUUAAAUAUACAAGGAAAGUACGACGAGGCCUUUGAACUCUGUCAAUAUGUACUUAACAUACAACAAAACUUGUGUUCUUCUGAUCAUAUUAGUAUUGCUGGUAGUCUCAAUAAUAUUGGUCUAAUAUUGUAUAAUUGUGGAAAGUAUGAUGAUGCAUUACAUUAUCAUCAACAAGCUCUUAUAAUACGAAGAAAGUAUUAUCCGUCUGGUUCUAUUGAUACUGCUGAAAGUCUUAAUAAUAUUGGUAAUAUUUUAUAUCAACACAAUAAGUAUGAUCAAGCCCUAAACUAUUAUUUAGAGACACUUGAAAUUCAAGAAAAGUUUUAUCCACCUUGUCAUCUCGAUAUUGCUCUAUGUCUUAAUAAUAUUGGUUGUGUUCUUGAUCGACAAGAGAAAUAUGAUGAAGCCUUUCAUUAUCAUCAACAUGCACUUAAAAUAGAACAGAAAUUAUAUACAUCCGGGCAUCCUAAUAUGGCUUAUACUCUUAAUAAUAUAGGUAAUAUUCUAUGUCAACAAGGAAAGUAUGAAGAAGCUCUUGAUUAUCAUCAACAAGCGCUUCAAAUUCGAGAAAAAUAUUAUCCUUCUGAUCAUGUCGACAUUGGUGAUAGUUUGAAUAAUAUCGCAAUGACUUAUACACAUAUGCAGAAAUCAAAAAUAUCUCUUGAUUAUUUACAGCAAGCCUUGGCCAUAUAUGAGAAAAUUUUACCAUCGAGACAUACCAAUAUUGAAACAGUUAAAAGAAAUAUUCGUUGUAUCACUACAAAAAAGUAA
This is a messenger RNA of Rotaria sp. Silwood1, 2664 nucleotides long. NCBI's taxonomy places the organism in Eukaryota, Metazoa, Rotifera, Eurotatoria, Philodinida, Philodinidae. The record is from the annotation of a GenBank genome assembly.